AUGUGGAGAGGGCUGGAAGGAAUCGACGAGCUGUCAUAUUCUGAAAGGCAAACGUUACUUGAGCCAAAACGUUUCGAGUAUAUUGAAUGGGUUAACAAGGUGUUGCAAUCACACAAAGCUGUUGUUCUGGAGGUGUUCAGAAUUCGCUUUAAUUUGAACAAAUAUUCCAGAUUUGAUAUUGAUAGAUGGCUUCAGCAUGCGUUAGCUAGGAGAGUGCACAUGCUGGAGUUGGACUUGUCAGACUCUAGGGGACAGUCUGAUGGACCUUUCUAUGAGUUUCCUAAUGAGCUACUUGGCCUGAAUGAUGAGAAUUCUUCCUGUGGGAAUGGCUUCAAUUCUGAUGCCAUAUUGUUUGACUUUAAAUCCCUCAGGACUUUGAAGUUUCAUUGUGUACACGUGUCAGGGGAAGUUCUUGAAUUUUUUUUGCACAAUUGCCCUUCUCUUGAGCAUCUGCAAGUGGUAUCCUCAAAUCUGGAAAAGGUUAAAGUUUGUGGUCCAUCUCUUGCACUAAAAUAUUUAGAGAUAAUGUACUGUUCCAGUUUGUCAUCUUUCAUUGUUUGCGAUUCAAACGUCGUUUCACUUAGAACCACUGAAGGUCACAUUUUGGUACUGAAGAAUGUUCCGAUGCUUGUGGAAAUUUUUGUUACUGGAUUUAACUUUCAGAACAAUGGAUAUGCAAGCUUGGUCCAUACUACUAUUUCCUGGAUUUCUUGCUGCCUUUCAAAGUUGGAGGUUCUUACCUUAGGAAUCAGGAGGACGCACGUGACAUUUGAAAGAGAUACAAAUGUUGCACUUCCUCAAUUAACUAAAUUGAAGCAACUCACGUUCAUUAUGCAUGCAGCAAAUGGUGACAAGAGCCUGAUGCCUUUUACUUCUCUGAUAAGGGCCUCUCCUAACUUGGAGAAGUUUGUCCUGAAGUUGGACCGAAAGGGUGAUGUUGACAUGAAACGUAGCGUUUCUGAGAAAGGCGUUACAAAGUCUGAUAGAUCCAUUCUACUCAAAAGGAUUCACAACAGUGCUCUGAGACUAAGAAUUGAGAAUCAUCAGAUAAAUUUGGGAGUGAUGGAAGAUGAUGGUACCAGAAAAAAUGAAACAAAAUUUAAGGAGGUUUUGGUCUGGGUUGUCAGAAAUGAAUGGUGGUGGUUUCUAGUGGGAGAUAAUCCACAGUGUGGUUUGUUUGCACUCAGAACGAGUCCACCAGAAGCCUCUUCCAAUGCUUUAUAUCAGGUACCGAUAUGGUUGGAAUCAAUGUGUUCAGGAGAGGAGACCCUUUACAAUUCCAGAGUAUCCCCACUUCCUAAUAUUUCAAGGGUCCAGUAUACGCUUCCGAGCUUCCAGCUGCAGUCUAAAAACACUGUGCCCACAUUGCAUGAAUUGAAACCGAAUUCUAUUAGUGGCAAUGCUAAUGAUACCACUGAAGAAAAGAAGCAAGCUGCUGCUGAUGUCCUGUUUCACUAUUCCAAGUUUGUCAUGGCGGCUAUUGGAAGCCAAGUUCGACCUUGUGAUUUGAGGCUGCAUUUGAUGAAGGAGGUCUCUGGUUUGCCUACGAAACUCAAGAAGGAUGGUGAGUCCUCUCCUGAUGCUAUGGGAGAGUCAUCAAGUUCUGGUACUUCCAGGCUUGAUAAAACAGACAGCUUUAGAGGACUCUGA
Molecule: messenger RNA, 1650 nt
Organism: Oldenlandia corymbosa var. corymbosa
Lineage: Eukaryota; Viridiplantae; Streptophyta; Magnoliopsida; Gentianales; Rubiaceae
Source: the annotation of a GenBank genome assembly